UCAGUUCAGUCGGUCGACAAAAUAUUUGAGAGAAGGCGGAUUUUAUUCGACCUCUUUGGACAACAACAACAACAACAACAACAACAACAACAACAACACCAACAAUAAUAACUGGAAACAGAGGCAGGAUGUUGAUGGCUGAACAGUGUGAGUGUUAGCUCUCGGCUCAUCAUGACGUCAGUGGCAGACACGGUGGUCUUCAUCCCGGAGCAGGCGUGUGUCCUCACGGUUCCUGUUCACUCACUGCCUUCAUCCAUCACCAAGAAGAUGUGGGCGUGUCCCGUUCAGUCCGACCGGCCGGCUGUGUUCAUCUCCCCUGUGGAGCUGAGGGAGAAAGGAACCACCCAGGAACCCUCACCUUUAACCCCAGGGCAGUUCUUCCUGCCGGUUGUGACGUCUAACCACAGAGCUUUCAGGAUCCUCAGGGACUUUCUACAUUCACGUGAGAACUCGCUGCAGCGUCCAGGUGAGAACUCGCUGCAGGGUCCUGGUGAGAACUCGCUGCAGCGUCCAGGUGAGAACUCGCUGCAGCGUCCAGGUGAGAACUCGCUGCAGGGUCCAGGUGAGAACUCGCUGCAGGGUCCAGGUGAGAACUCGCUGCAGGGUCCAGGUGAGAACUCGCUGCAGGAUCCUGGUGAGAACUCACGAGCGUGUUCUGCGUUCUCAAAAAGGAAGAACGCCAUUAUUCUUUUUGAUACCAAGAUUUUCUUCAUUGUAAGAGAAGCAAAGGCACCUGAUUGGCUACUGGAGAAGCCAAGCCCCGCCUCACCUGAACGUGAAGCUCCGCCCCCAAAUUCACAGAGUAAAACACAGGACGAUGACAUCGCUGACAGGAAGAGGAGUAAAGAUGGUGCUGAUGCUGCAGAGGAUCAUGGGAAAUGUGUGCUAGAGGAGAGAGAACCUGAUGCGAUGAUGGACGGAGUGAAUACACCGACGAAAGACGUGAGCACCAACACACCAAGAGCUGGCAACCAUCUCACAAAGCUGAAGGAGGAGGUGGAGGAGGAGAGCAGCCAUAAUGCUGCGGGUUUAACGAGUGAGGAAAGACGUGACAACGAGACCAGAUCAGCUGCAGAAACUCACACAGGAAACGAAAAGAGUUCAUCAGAUAACGAGCAUAAAAUUAAAAUGAGUGAAGAGAAGAGUUCAGUAGUCAAACCUACAUGCUGCAAACGUCUCCUUUUCACCAGCGGUCAGAGUUCAUCAGGAACAGACGCAAACGAGCGACAAGAUAAAAGAAAGGUUAAAGGUCAAAUCUGCGACUCGGCCUUCGUCAGCGCUGCCGAGAUCGUAGACGUGAACGCAGAUGAUCGAGAUUCCCAGAACAACACAGAAGAUUCGAACAAAGACAUGGAGAAUACUAAAAGAUCGAGAGAAGGUCAGAGGUCACACAAAGAGAGUGCCGUCGAGAUCAUCGACAUAAGCGACGAUGAAGAUCACAUUCCCGUCACAAGCUCAGGCGACGAGAACACGGUCGGAACAAACGCUAGCCAAGUGGAGAAACUGCUGGAACGAUGCGAAAUUAUCAAACGCAGAAUAAGCGACUGUGUUAAAUUACAGGUUUCAGCUCUUGAACGUAAAAAUGCAAGUCACGAUGUCACCAUGGAAACGGGUGCCGAUCACAACGAGCUGAUAAUCGUCGACGACUUGAAUCAAAACCCAAGUAGCAGUAAACAUCAUGGUAACAGGACGAAGUCUAAAAGAGAAGGUUGUGAAAGUGCUGUUCAGAUCUUAGACCUGGACGAUGAUCAAGUUUUACUCAAAAGUCUAAAAAACUCAAAUCGAGACGCAGCAAAAACUUCUAAAAGUCCGAGCGAGGCGGAGCAGAGGGCGUGUCCGAGCGAGGCGGAGCAGAGGGCGUGUCCGAGCGAGGCGGAGCAGAGGGCGUGUCCAAGGGAGGCGGAGCAGAGGGCGUGUCCGAGCGAGGCGGAGCAGAGGGCGUGUCCGAGCGAGGCGGAGCAGAGGGCGUGUCCGAGCGAGGCGGAGCAGAGGGCGUGUCCGAGCGAGGCGGAGCAGAGGGCGUGUCCGAGCGAGGCGGAGCAGAGGGCGUGUCCGAGCGUGCCGGGGGAAAGCGUGGUGAAGAUCCUGUACCUUAGCGAUGAUGAUGAUGAGGUCAUCAUAACUGAUAGAGAGUUCAGAAACUCACAUGGACCUCAGAUCAGCGAUAAAGCUAACGGAUGUAAACGGAGGAUUAGCGGCGGAACGACGGAGGACACGGAUUCAGACGUAGCGACUAAACGAUGUAAACCUGACGAGAAUGCUGAGUUGUUUCAGUGUAAACGUUCAGAAAGUGCUGUAGAUACAAGGUCUCAGGUUAAAAAUCAUACCGGUGAUGUUGAGAUCAUCGAGGUUGAUGAUGAUGAUGAUGAUGAUGAUGAUGAUGAUGAUGUUAAAAUCUUUGAGCGUGACGGUGAAAUCACCGAGCUGCACACUGAGAGUCAGACCACACUGGAGAUAAUAAAAAGCUGUAAACGGGACGUUUCUGAUAGCCACAGAAGUGACGGGCUGAAGUUGGGUGUUGAAAGUGACGUUGAGGAUCAGAGGAUCAACGCUGAAGAUGCUUCAGACGAACACUUCAAAUCAGACAGAGUCCUGAGUCCAGCUGGAAAACCUGGAGAAAGGUUUAAAGAUGAGGAUGAAGAUCUGAUAAAUAAGAAACUUUCCCCUGGAGCUGAUGUUAAUGAAGCUAAAGCUUUGUACAGUAGAAGUGUGGUGCAGCUGAUGAGGGUCCAGGACCAUGAUCAGGAUCUGAGUGGAGAUGAUGCAGAGUCUAAUCAUGACAUUAGUAAGACUUUAGCUGCUGAAGGUCCAGUCAGUAAAGUUCAGAGUUCUGAUCAAUAUAAAAACGUUCAAACUGCGACUGCUCGAGUAAUCGCCGUAAAGCCGAAGGUGACAGAUGAUGUCUGGGUUUCGUCAAAUGUUAGUGACAUUCUGAGUGCAGCUGAGGAUCCAGCUUGUGAAGGUCCUCAGGUCGCUGAUGUCUUGGAUUCAUCUGCAUUGUUUGAACAUAGUGAGUUUGGAGAAGAAAAAUCUGAAGCUACCAAUCAGAGCUCACGUGAUGAGGGAGCAGGUGUGUGGCUCCGCCCAGCGUCUCCUCACUGGAUUACGGAUUACGUUAUGCUGAGAAGGCAGGAGAACAUCAGCUGUACCCGAGAGAAACUCAGGAGGAUGGAGGAGAAACUUAACACUCUGAGGAACUCACAGCACUGACGAGAACGUUCAGGAACGCUCAGGAACGUUCGGCUGAUUUUUGUUGCAUAACUGCGAAAAUACAUCAGAUUAACAAUCAGCUUGUGGAAAACAUCUACUUUAUACUACAGCAUGUGAAACACACACACACACACAAAUACGCGCGCACACACUCACACAUGCACCACAGAAUACGCACACUUACACACACUCACACACACACUCACACACACACACACACACACAAAUACGCGCGCACACACUCACACAUGCACCACAGAAUACGCACACUUACACACACUCACACACACACUCACACACACACACACACACACACAAAUACGCGCGCACACACUCACACAUGCACCACAGAAUACGCACACUUACACACACACACACACACACACACACACACUCACACACACACACACACACACACACACAAACAAAUACGCACGCACACUCACAAAUGCACCACAGAAUACGCACACUUACACACACUCACACACACACACACACACACACACACACAAACAAAUACGCACGCACACUCACACAUGCACCACAGAAUGCACACACUUACACACACACACACACACACACUCACACACACACACACACACACAAAUACGCACGCACACACUCACACAUGCACCACAGAAUACACACACCUACACACACACACUCUCACACUCACACACACACACACAAAUACGCACGCACACACUCACACAUGCACCACAGAAUAUCCCCCAUCAAAAUGGUACAAUUUGCCUUAAAAACUAUAAAUUGUUUCAUUUAAAAAGGCUUUAAAAGGAUAUCGUCGCUGUCGGGCGGAAACCUCGUAUGUCCAAAUUCGGUCAAUUUCAUAUUUUUUCACAUAUCGAUGCUAUUGGUCAGUCCCCACGUGGGUCUGUUAUUUUUACAAGUUAUUAACCGAUCUAAAGUCUUGAAAAUAGCUUGAGCACAAAUCUCAUAACUCCAUUGGACACUUCAACUGUCCACCUCUUCCUCACUCCGUGUGAGAGCUUCACGUCAUAUUUCUCCUCAAGAAGAGUCGCAACGAAUCAACACGUCUUCUGAGGUAAAUGUCUUCAAAACACUGGGCUCAAAGAAAAAAAAUCUUGACCCCCGCUAGUUCUGGUGCUCGUCUGAGGACAGGAAUUUAGCGCAAGACAAUCCACUGUAACGUGGACUAAACCCUGUGCACUGCAGAUAAGGUACGGCGUUUUUUUAAUGUCCUGAAAAAUAACGGUUUUGGAGAUACGAGGAUUCUGUCUGACAGCGACAAUAUGAAAGACUUGUGUACGUUUAGACCCUUAAUUUUGUAUAUAUUUGUUAUUUCGUAGUAAUUUUAUAAAAUACCGGCACUGUACUAUGAAAGCCCAUGCAAAUGAACUCGUCCUCUGUAGAGGUCACGGUAUCAAACUGCAAAAAAAAGUGUUUUAAAAUGCCAAAUACACAAAUAUGAAUAUAAGGUUAAUAAAAUAUCACAAAAUACUUAAAGUGAACAUUACAUUAUUUUAUACAUUAACAACAGCCUUUCAAAAAUCUGUCAUCAAUUCAUGUUAUUUUUCAAAUCCGAAAUAAAUCAGGCAUAUUUUGGUCAGCUUUAACCCUGAGGACCCCUUUGUUUUUUGUCUGUUAAUGGAUGCAGCAGUCCAACACAUGGCCUCGUAAGUUUUACUUUUUAUUAAAUAAUCAGCAAACAAGUUGAAAUCCCUGUGGUCACAGCUUUAAUGUGUCAACACUGUCUUCAAAGUAGGGAUGAUUUUAAUCAAGAAUUUUGAAAUAAAAGUUGGUAUUUUGGUGUAGUUUAGUGGCAGCUGACCACUGAGGAAAAUCAAAAUGGCUACCAUUUAUUAGACAUGAUUAAGUUGUAAAAACAUGUUGUUUUGUCAACUCCGUCAGACGUCAACUCUGUCAGAUAUUUUGUCUGACGGUGUUGACAUGUAAGCUGUCGGAGUGGAAAAGUGCUCCCAAAUACUUAUUAAGUAAUGCUAGAAAUUACUUUUGUAGACAAAAAUAUACCUGUGCCAAACAGAUUAAUUUCUGUUAUUAGAAAACUAAGAUUUUAUUUUAAAAUAUUAUUUUUAAAUAGAUGACUUACACAGAAUAUUGAAGAAAAAACAGCCAAUAAGAGCCCAGAUUAAAUAUGAACUCCUUCUAUACUCUUUAAAAUUCAUCCUAAAUUGAAAAUGUAAGAAGCUUCUUUGAAAAAAUGACGCGUACGGUUUUGCAAUUUCUAGGCAAAGGGUGACUGCACUUCAGAUGAUAAAAGAUAACAGAGUUUUGAUUUAUUUUGGAUGCUUUUAGUCACCAAUAUAAUUCUCACAGUUACAUUUGUGUUAUGCCGUAGUUUGGACGAGUUUAUUAUUUAUCUGUAAUAUGGAAAAAAAUAUAUAAAUAAAGAACAAGUGAGUGACCGUAAA
This is a messenger RNA of Tachysurus vachellii, 5621 nucleotides long. RefSeq lists its product as uncharacterized. Bases 172 to 3210 code for a protein of 1012 amino acids. NCBI's taxonomy places the organism in Eukaryota, Metazoa, Chordata, Actinopteri, Siluriformes, Bagridae. The transcript is spliced from 4 exons. The record is from RefSeq and is a predicted model, not a curated record.